Messenger RNA from Bombina bombina (fire-bellied toad), 4037 nucleotides. RefSeq names its product regulator of telomere elongation helicase 1 (gene RTEL1). Gene Ontology annotation, molecular function: DNA helicase activity; hydrolase activity, acting on acid anhydrides, in phosphorus-containing anhydrides; ATP binding. The record is from RefSeq and is a predicted model, not a curated record. NCBI's taxonomy places the organism in Eukaryota, Metazoa, Chordata, Amphibia, Anura, Bombinatoridae. The transcript has 34 exons. Gene Ontology annotation, biological process: DNA repair; telomeric loop disassembly; negative regulation of DNA recombination. The coding region runs from base 189 to 3746 and encodes 1185 amino acids. Gene Ontology annotation, cellular component: nucleus.
GACACCCGGAAGUGAACGAAAUGGUGUUGAGAACCUAGUAUAGGUGGCUUAUUUCUGGGAAUAACUGACCAUUUCAGGGAGAUCAUAAUGUGGUGUCUGAGCGGAACGAUAACGGUAAUGCAUGUUGGUUAAGAUAAACAACUUAGUAUAUUGAACUUACAAAGCAGCUGACGAUUCCUGGUGAGAAGAUGCCGCAGAUACAGGUGUCAGGACUGACCGUGGAGUUUCCCUUUCAACCUUAUAAAUGUCAGGAGGAUUAUAUGUCCAAGGUGAUAGAGAGUCUGCAGAAGGGUGUGAAUGCAGUGCUCGAGAGUCCCACGGGCACUGGGAAAACGCUGUGCUUACUUUGUGCUACCCUGGCUUGGCGCCAGCAGUUCAAGGACGGCAUCACUGCACGGAAAAUUGCUGAGCGCAUGAAUGGGGCUGAGCUGUUUCCUGACCGUCCGACUGCAGCCUGGGGGAAUUCCGAAGCCAGUGGGCAAGAAUCAGCUUAUUACAGUGAUAUCCCCAAAAUCAUCUACGCUUCCAGGACACACUCACAGCUGUCGCAGGUUGUCAACGAGUUGAAGCACACUACUUACAGGCCAAAGGUUUGUGUUCUUGGGUCCAGAGAUCAGCUCUGUAUUCAUCCAGAAGUGAAGAAACAGGAAAAUAACCAAGUCAAGGUUCACAUGUGCCGUGCCAAAGUGUCUAACCGUUCCUGUUACUUUUACAAUAACGUGGAAGAGAAGAGCACAGAAAAGGAUCUGACCGAUCACAUACUGGACAUUGAAGAUCUUGUAAAGAAUGGAACAAAGCAUAGAGCCUGUCCUUACUACCUGUCCCGGAAUUUGAAGCAGCAAGCAGACAUUAUAUUUAUGCCAUAUAAUUAUCUCCUAGACCCAAAGAGUCGCCGUGCUCAUAACAUUGACCUAAAGGGCACAGUUGUCAUAUUUGAUGAAGCUCACAAUGUGGAGAAAAUGUGUGAGGAAUCUGCUUCCUUUGACUUGACUCCAUAUGACCUGGCAUCUGGGAUUGAUGCCAUAAACCUGGUGUUGGAGGAGCAGGCUAAGUCGCUGGAACAGAAACACAUCAAUGCUGAAUUUAACAUGGAACCUGCCAACUCUGGUCUGAACAUUGAGAUUGAAGACCUUGCCAAAAUAAAGGGAGCACUCCUACAACUGGAAAAUUCUAUUGAAUCCGUAGAGUUACCUUCUAGUGGAGGAGGUGUCACCAAGGACGGAAGUUUUAUCUUCGAUCUAUUUGCAUCUGCAGGAAUCACUUUUAAUACAAAGCCUGGGCUGCUGGAGUCAUUGGAGCAAAUCGUGCAGCAUAUUGGUGGAAGUUCUGGGGUUUUUACAAACACAUUUGGACUACAGAAGCUGUCAGAUAUUAUUCAGAUCGUGUUCAACAUCGAACCACAGGAUGGUGCCUCAGCCAUGGCCUCCAAUGCCAGAAUCUCUAAAUAUUACAAGGUUCAUAUCCACCCUGACAACAACCAGAGGAAGAAGCCACGUGGAGAUGUCUGGAGCAAUAGCAAAAAGCAGGGAGGAAAGAUACUCAGUUACUGGUGCUUCAGUCCAGGAUACACAAUGCAAGACCUUGUGAAACAGGGAGUCAGAAGUAUUAUCCUGACCAGUGGGACUCUCUGCCCUCUUUCCUCCUUUACAAUGGAAAUGCAGAUUCCUUUCCCAGUGUCUCUAGAGAAUCCGCAUGUAAUCGACAAGCACCAAAUCUGGGUAGGGAUCGUUCCCAAUGGCCCAGAUGGUUCCCAGCUCAGUUCUGCCUAUGACCGGAGAUUUUCUUCAGAUUAUUUAUCUUCAAUGGGAAAAACAAUAGGUAACAUCGCCCGCGUUGUACCUCAUGGAUUGUUGGUGUUUUUUCCUUCAUAUCCACUAAUGGAUAAAAGUCUUGAAUUCUGGAAGGAACAAGGUCUUGCUUCACGGAUAGAAGAUGUAAAACCCAUGUUUGUGGAGCCUCGUGGAAAAGGAACCUUCACAGAGGUGAUUGAUGCAUUUUAUGAGAAGAUUCAAGGCCCCGGGACUAGUGGUGCCAGUUUCUUAGCAGUGUGCAGAGGCAAGGCCAGUGAGGGAUUGGACUUUGCAGACUGCAAUGGACGUGGAGUAAUUAUCACUGGUCUUCCAUUUCCCCCACGCAUGGAUCCUCGAGUGCUGCUGAAGAUGCAGUUUCUGGAUGAGAUGAGACGUAUUCAAGGAUCUUCAGGACAGUACCUUUCUGGACAAGAGUGGUAUCGUCAGCAGGCAUCGCGUGCUGUGAAUCAGGCCAUUGGCAGAGUCAUCCGACACAGGCAGGAUUACGGAGCCAUCUUUCUGUGUGACCACAGAUUUACCCAAGGCAGUUCUCGCUCCCAGCUUCCCUCCUGGGUCCGACCGUAUGUUCGAGUCUAUGACAAUUUUGGCCAUAUCAUACGUGAUGUGUCCCAGUUCUUUCGGGUCGCUCAAAAGAUUAUGCCCCCUCCAAAGCCACCCAAGUCUCAAAAGGAAGGGGGAACCUCAGUAUCUACCUCUGACCACGUUCCAUCUCAGUCAUCCUCAUUAGGUCCAUCAUUUACACGGGACUUUCUAAUCAAAGCAAAGAAUUUGGACUCCCACGUUCCCAGUCUGAAGAGGAAGCGGGAGGGUAGUUGCAAGGAACCGGUGUCCGGUACAGUUUCAGACCUGUGUGAUGGAUAUGAACAUGAUAUGAGUGUCAGUGGUCCAAGACCUGCUGGUUUACUAGACGCUCUGGAUCAUAGCGAGAAAAGACUUCAGGAGGAGCAACAGCUUGAUGAAAAGGUCACUCGACUUUCCACCCUCUCAUUGCAGUAUGAUAAAAGGCUGGCUGAGGAACAACGAGGAGGGAAGAAGAAAAUUAAAAUUGUGCAGAAUAGGGUCCUGGAGGAUAGUUCUCCCCAAUGCCAGAAGACGAGCCGUGCACAUCUGUUUCUGCUCUCAGUGAAGCAGUCUCUUAGUCAAUCUAAUUAUGAUACUUUCCGAAAGAUCAUGAACGACUACAAGCAGACUGAUGACUUGCUGGGCUUACUUCCCCAGCUCCGUGUGCUUUGCCAGGACCCUGGGAAGUAUGAACUGAUGAGAGGUUUUUACCAGUUUAUUCGCCCUCAUCACAAACAACAGUUUGAUGCAGCCUGUAAAGAUCUGACUGGGAUUGGUUGUGGAUACAAACCUGAGCACGGUGUUCCACGCACAGAGAGGGAGAAGGCCCAAGCAGUCGAUGUUAAGUCUGAGAACAAAAUCACUUAUUCUGUAACCAGCACAGAGGGACACCUGAACAAUGGGGGAGAACACCUGAUCUCUGCACCAGUAAUGACUGCAUCUUGUACCAGUGGACAUGGCAAUAGGAAGCAGGAAGGAAAAAAUCAGGCAUCUGAAUACCUGCGCCAGGUAAAGGAGUUGCUCGGACCCUCCAAGUUCCUACUUUUCUCCCAGGCUCUGACAUCCUACAAAAAAACUGACAACUAUGACAACUUGGUGUCUGAAAUUGCUGAGCUGCUCACAGAGAGGCAAGAACACUACAUCCUGAUGAGAGAUUUUCAUCGUUUUGUCCGCCCUCAUCACAAAAAGAUGUUUAACCAGCUGUGUAAAGAUUUGACUGGUGUUGGCUAUUCAGAGGGACCUUUGGGAUCCUCAGUUAAGGAGAAGGAGCACCCAGAGCUGGCUAUUAAUACUGGUGAAUCUUCAGUGUCUACCAGGAUCUGUGACACGUCAGCUCCUCCUCCGUACACCCCUGGCUCAGGUAACCUGAGGUAGUGUCCUGUGGAGAUCCUGACUUUUCAAGAGGAAAAAUCUUUUUAUUUACAUAGGCAAAGACUGUAACUGACUAAAUAAAUGAUGCAUAUAUUUGUUUUAUUACACUUAUGGGAGAGACGGCAUAUUUUCCACCAUACAGCUUUCCUUCCUAUACACACACAGAUGGAGGAUGCACGAUAAUACUGAUGGGGGUUAAUAAGCUAUAUACUGUUUAAUGGAGACUCUUGUUAAAUGAAAUGUGUUAGUACUUGAUAUGUAUUUAUAAAAAAUAUAUAUAUAUUUUGUAAUUAA